AUGACCUCAAAUAUACACAUAGAUCUAAAAAAUCUAACCAAACUAAAUGCAAUCAAACCAAUUCCGAAGCCAUUUCGAAAAUUAGGUUCCGGUAAAUGGUUGGAAUUAGAGGAAAUCGAAUACUCUGAUCCUGUUGCCAAUGUUGCGCGACGAUGGGAAGUUUGUCGAAGGAUAAAAGAUCAGAAUAAUAACAAAGAAGCGGCAAAAGAAGAAAAAGAAAUAGUUGAUGCAAUAGAUAUACAUGCGUUAAUAAUUCAGCCAACCCAACCUAACGACCCACAAAUAAUUCUGGUAAUUCAGUAUCGACCAGCAGUUGGUGAUUACUGUGUCGAAUUCCCAUCAGGUUUGAUUGAUCCGCAUGAAACACCGGAACAAGCAGCAGCUCGAGAAUUAAAGGAAGAAACGGGCUACAUCGGAACAGUGAAAAGUGUUUCACCGCCGAUUUGUUAUGAGCCGGGAAUAACCGACUCCAAGUCAAGGAUUGUAUGCAUGGAAAUUGACGCAAGUCUACCCGAAAACAUGACCCCGAAACAACAACUUGAGGAAGACGAAUGGAGUGUGACAGUAUUAAAAGUGUCUAAUAAGAAUCUUUAUUCAGCAUUACAAGAACUUGAAAAAACUGUGGCAAUCGAUAGUAGAAUCUAUGCGUACGCGUUAGGAAUACACAUGACCCAAGUGUCAUGA
This is a messenger RNA of Ambispora gerdemannii, 684 nucleotides long. The record is from the annotation of a GenBank genome assembly. NCBI's taxonomy places the organism in Eukaryota, Fungi, Glomeromycota, Glomeromycetes, Archaeosporales, Ambisporaceae.